This is a messenger RNA of Tachysurus vachellii, 3337 nucleotides long. It is a transcript of the gene rad21b, whose product is annotated as RAD21 cohesin complex component b. The coding region runs from base 118 to 2025 and encodes 635 amino acids. NCBI's taxonomy places the organism in Eukaryota, Metazoa, Chordata, Actinopteri, Siluriformes, Bagridae. Gene Ontology annotation, biological process: synaptonemal complex assembly; mitotic sister chromatid cohesion; replication-born double-strand break repair via sister chromatid exchange. Gene Ontology annotation, molecular function: protein binding; chromatin binding. Gene Ontology annotation, cellular component: synaptonemal complex; cohesin complex. The transcript has 14 exons. The record is from RefSeq and is a predicted model, not a curated record.
GAGAGAGAGAGAGAGAGCGAGAGAGAGAGAGAGAGGAAACCCUGGGUACCGUGGCCAAAUAAGGAAAGCUACGAUAGGAGCGUUUCUUUAUUUGGUGUCCCAGAAGGUGCUGGGACAAUGUUUUACGCUCACUUUGUCCUUAGCAAACGUGGGCCGCUGGCCAAAAUUUGGCUGGCGGCCCACUGGGACAAGAAGCUGACCAAGGCACAUGUGUUUGAGUGCAACCUGGAGAGUAGCGUGGAGAGCAUCAUCUCACCAAAGGUGAAAAUGGCCCUGCGCACAUCUGGUCACUUACUCCUGGGUGUUGUGAGGAUCUACCACAGAAAAGCCAAGUAUUUGCUUGCUGACUGCAAUGAAGCUUUUAUCAAGAUCAAAAUGGCUUUUCGUCCAGGUGUAGUAGAUCUGCCUGAGGAGAAUCGUGAAGCUGCCUAUAAUGCCAUCACUUUACCUGAGGAGUUCCAUGACUUUGACCAACCGCUUCCAGACCUUGAUGAUAUAGAUGUUGCCCAGCAGUUUACCCUGAAUCAGUCUCGUGUAGAGGAAAUCACCAUGCGCGAGGAGGUGGGCAACCUGAAUUUACUGCAAGAAAAUGACUUUGCUGAUUUUGGGAUGGAUGAUCGAGAGAUGAUGCGUGAGGAGAGUGCAUUUGAGGUGGACAUCAUCCAUGGAGCUUCUGCCUCUAACCUGCUUCUGGAACCAGAGUCUACCAGCAGUCAGAUGACAGAUAAAUCCAACCACCUGGAGUAUGAUCAGUAUAAAGAUGACUUUGGAGAUAACCCAAUGGAGAGCAGUGAGGGAGGCAUGCUAGUGGACAAGCUCCUCAGUAAUGAGGAUGGGGGUGGUAUUUUUGAUGACCCACCAGCCAUUACUGAAAGUGUCAUGAUGCCACAGGAUCAUGGCGGAGAUGAUGACGAUGAUUUUGACAACCUGUCCCCAGCAGGAGGUCCAGACAGUCCAGACUCUGGGCCUGUGGAGCAGCUUCCCACAAUGACAGACCAGACAGAGCAGACCACACUGGUGCACAAUGAUGAGGAGACCUUUGCUCUUGAGCCUAUUGACAUCACAGUCAAGGAGACCAAAGCUAAGAGGAAAAGGAAGCUGAUUGUGGACAGUGUGAAGGAACUGGACAGUAAGACCAUCCGGGCUCAGCUGAGUGACUACUCAGACAUUGUCACCACUCUGGACCUGGCUCCCCCUACUAAGAAGCUGAUGAUGUGGAAGGAGACAGGAGGGGUGGAGAAGCUCUUCUCCCUGCCUGCUCAGCCACUGUGGAAUAGCAGGCUCCUUAAGAUGUUCACACGGUGCCUGACUCCACUCGUGCCAGAGGAGCUAAGGAAGAGAAGGAAGGGUGGAGAGGCUGACAGUCUGGAUGAGUUUCUCAAAGACCUGGAGAACCCAGAGGUGCCAAGAGAGGAGGCUCUGUCACAAAGAGACAUAAUAGAUCAGACCAUCCUCGAGGAGCCCAAUGUGUUGCAGGCCUCUGCCAUGGAGGGCAGUCGGACCACUCUGGAUGAGUCAGUCAUGCCUCCUCCCUCCAACCACCGAGGCCAGAAGCGCAAGGUUCAAGACACAGAGCCUGCUCUGCCUAUGCUGGAGGAUGACCGUUCUUCUAUUGUGUCCACACGGCUCAACGUGCAGCAAGUUGAGCUCCCUCCAGAAGAACCUGCUAACAUUUCCCAGCUCAUCCCUGAAUUAGACCUACUUGGAGAGAAGAACAAAGACAAAAAGGAUGAUGAUGAAGAAGAAGAGGAAGAGGAGGGCCAAGGUGGAGACCUGGAUCAGGAGGAGAGAAGAUGGAAUAAGAGGACACAGCAGAUGCUACAUGGCCUGCAGAGGGUGCUCGCCAAAACAGGAGCAGAAUCAAUCAGUCUGCUAGACCUUUGCAAGAGCAACAACAGGAAGCAGGCAGCAGCCAAGUUCUACAGUUUCCUAGUGCUGAAAAAGCAGCAAGCGGUGGAGCUGACACAGGCUGAGCCUUACAGUGACAUCAUUGCCACUCCUGGUCCCAGAUUUCACAUCAUAUAAUCUACAACACAACAGUCAAUUGACACUGGCAGAUAUUUUUAUUUUAUUUUUUUUUUUAUUAUUGUAAAUGACCUGUUACAUCUACCUUUCUGUUUAUUAACGUAGAUGAUGGGUUUUUAUGUAACUUAUAAGGUUUUGGAUUUUUUUGGUUUAAUGUAGAAUCAUGCUGCAAGUGCAGAGCAAAAGUAUAGUUUAUGGAUUUUAGCAUUUAUAUUAAAGCUGAUGCUCAUUUAUUUUUAAGGUGGUUUCAGCGUCUUCCCUUAAUUAAUAAUAUUUUGUCAGCUAAUUUCUAAUUUAAAUUCGUGAAUGGAUUAAUUCCACACAUUUUGCAUGUUUCAUAUGGAAUGUUACCUGAUAUAUAAUGGUAUGUUUUCCUUGUACCACUAAUUUCACCUUUAUAUAAAGGUAACAAGUGCUUGAACACCAAAAUAAUAACAUUAACUGACUACAUACUGAAAAAAAAUUGUGUUUCUAGUGUGGAAACAUGCCUAAUCUUAAUGCCCAUGUUUUUGUAUGGGUUUAAAAAGAGAAAAAGUUCAGAUUGCCCUGGUGCUCAAAGAGCAUGAAUGUUCUGAACAUGUAAAGAAAGUGCAGCUUCAAUUUGUCAUGUAGACAAAGCUGAAAUGAGACUGAUAGUUAUUAACUGUGAUAUAUAAUAGAUUAAAUAAUAUAUUGAUAUUGCGCCAUUUGUUUUAAACGUUUUUUCAUCCAUUGUGCAAGCAUCUGUUGUUGUCAUCUGUUGCAAGUAUGAAGUGUUACAGAAAUGGCAACUAUUCAAUUUUGUAUUUAUCUUCUGUGAUAAUUAUGUCCUGUUACAGUACAGCUUUUAUUCAAACGCCUUUUAUUUAGGCGUAUUUACUAGUAAGUUUCCAUUCUGCUUGUCUAUAUGGAAACUGUUGAAAAUACCACAGUAUUACAGUCACACUUUGUUAUUGAUAUUGUUGCCUGUAGCCUGUUAUCUAACAUGUUAUGUAACAUGUGUUAUCUAAUUUUUGUAAUAAAAUGUUGGGAAAAAAUGUAAACAUUUAAAUGCCAUCAUAAAGCUUACUUAGGAACAGUUGAAAACGUACUGUUAUAGCAUUUUGUACAAUUGUGUGCUUCCAAGUUUGUAAAUUCGUUCAAGAACCACAUAAACAAACAUUGUGUGUACUUAUUCCAUAUAUUGUGUGUUGUUCUGUUAAGAAAAAAAUAACUUAUUAAAAAAAUGAUUUGCAAAUUUUCUUUUACUUUAAGGUAUUGUUAUUGAAAAAAAUAUAUUUACUGUUUAAUUUAAUUUCUUUUUUGAGGAAAAGCUAUUCUACUGGCUGUUCGA